Notechis scutatus (mainland tiger snake) is the source of this 564-nucleotide messenger RNA. NCBI's taxonomy places the organism in Eukaryota, Metazoa, Chordata, Lepidosauria, Squamata, Elapidae. The record is from RefSeq and is a predicted model, not a curated record.
UGCAUCUUGUGGGGCGAUAGAGUCGUAAUCCCGGGCAAACUGCAACGAACUGUUUUAGCGGUAUUGCACGACGGACAUCCGGGCAUCGUGCGGAUGAAAGCACUCGCACGGAGCUACGCCUGGUGGCCGGGAAUCGACAAAAGAAUCGAGGCCUGGGUCGCUACUUGUCAACGUUGCCAGGACGUCAGCAACGCCCCACCUAAAGCAAGCCCAACCGAAUGGGAAACUCCGAGGGGACCAUGGUCCCGUAUUCAUAUUGACUUUGCGGGGCCUACAAAAGGGCACACUUUCCUUAUUACAGUUGACGCCUAUUCAAAUUGGCUCGAGAUCCAUCGAAUGAACACAACUACAACAGACUCAGUUAUCAACAAAUUAAACAGACUAUUUGCCACACAUGGUUUUCCGGACGUUCUGGUUUCAGAUAACGGCCCACAGUUCACAGCAUUACCAUUUGAACAAUAUCUUGCUGACCGGGGCAUCCGCCAUGCGCUAACCUCGCCCGCGCACCCUGCGGCGAACGGACGUGCAGAGCGCAUGGUACAGUUUGUAAAAAAGACCCUCCAC